GCCCCGGAAGUGCAAGCUCCGCGGUCUUAACAGGUGCGGUUUCGCCUGCCCGGCGACUGCUGUCGAGAUGCCGGGGGCUGCGGAGAGGGGCUCGGAGCUGUCCGAGAGCAUCGAGAGCUUCGUGGAAGCCCUGAAGCGAGGCGGCGGACAGCGCAGCUCGGAGGACAUGGCUCGGGAGACCCUGGGGCUGCUGCGCCGGAUCAUCACAGACCACCGCUGGAGCAACGCGGGGGAGCUGAUGGAGCUGAUCCGCAGAGAGGGCAGGCGGAUGAUGGCCGCGCAGCCCUCCGAGACCACAGUGGGCAACAUGGUGCGGAGAGUGCUCAAAAUCAUCCGGGAGGAGUAUGGCAGACUCCACGGGCGCAGCGACGAGAGCGAUCAGCAGGAGUCCCUGCACAAACUCUUGACGUCUGGGGGCCUGAGCGAGGAUUUCAGCUUCCAUUAUGCCCAACUUCAGUCCAACAUCGUCGAGGCGAUCAAUGAGCUGCUGGUGGAGCUGGAAGGGACUACGGAGAACAUUGCGGCCCAGGCCCUGGAGCACAUCCACUCCAACGAGGUCAUCAUGACCAUUGGCUUGUCCCGCACAGUCGAGGCCUUCCUCAGAGAGGCUGCGCGCAAGAGGAAGUUCCACGUCAUCGUGGCGGAGUGCGCCCCUUUCUGCCAGGGUCACGAGAUGGCUGUCAACUUGUCCAAAGCAGGCAUUGAGACCACUGUCAUGACUGAUGCUGCCAUUUUUGCUGUUAUGUCAAGAGUCAACAAGGUGAUCAUUGGCACAAAGACCAUCCUGGCCAACGGUGCCCUGCGAGCUGUGACAGGAACCCACACUCUGGCAUUGGCAGCCAAACACCAUUCCACCCCACUCAUCGUCUGCGCCCCCAUGUUCAAGCUGUCCCCACAGUUCCCCAAUGAGGAAGAUUCUUUUCACAAAUUUGUGGCUCCUGAGGAAGUCUUGCCGUUCACAGAAGGCGACAUUCUGGACAAGGUCAGCGUCCACUGCCCCGUGUUCGACUACGUCCCGCCAGAGCUCAUCACCCUGUUUAUCUCCAACAUUGGAGGGAACGCCCCCUCCUACAUCUACCGCCUGAUGAGCGAACUCUACCACCCUGAGGACCACGUCCUGUGACCAGGCUCGGCAGGCGGAAACCGCGCAGGCUGACGCGGGUGGAGCACAGACCAAGCGCCACUGCUGUGAGGCAGCCUGAGCCCCGUGGGCUGGUGGCCCCCCGUCGGGCACCCAUCCCUCCACUCCUGCCUCAUGCGCUCGCAGGGCAGCAGGCUCACUGGCUUGGUUGUGGAGCCGUCGGUGACCUGGCCGCGUCUGUGUCAGGGACUUGGCCUGUCUGUUGUGUGGUGGUAGCCAGGACACUGGACACCUCGCUGGGAUACAGACUUUUGCUCGGGAGUGGCCCCCACACCUUUUCACAGGCUGUGCCAAUAAAAGCUCCUCAGGCCUGCCGACGUGGGUGAUGUAUUGUCUUGGUCCCACGGAACCUCUCGGAGCAGCGGAGCCCUUCUUUGUCUUCAUAGAGGCUGCAAUUAGAGGGAAAUGUCUAAAAUGCAGAAGCACCAAUAAAGCAUUGGCUGUUUCCUUUUAUAGCUGGCCAGAAAUGGCCCCCGUGGCUUGUUAGGGAUCACGACAGUGGCGUCCAAGGCCUCUCUGUACCAGCAGAAUCACCUGGAAACCUAAAAAGCAAUGCGCUGUCGUGGGCUCCAUCAGCCUGCCGCGGGGAAUGCUUAGAGCUUCCCUGAAAAGGGCUCUCCUGUCUUGUUAAUAGGACCACAGACGGUCCAACCCUCGGGGCCAGUUGGGAAGCUACGCUGUAGAAUUAUGGUGCAGGCACACAAAGAAUGCACAGAGAGGCAUCUGCAGUGUCACGGCCCGAGUGUCGCAGGAGAGAGGUCAAUAAAUAAGUGGCAUUUACACUGGGAACAUUACGUGUAGGCUGCGGGAGAGGGCUCAGAGGGUGCCAGCAGUGCGGUGUUUUGAUUGAAGACUUUUUGGCUGGUUCGCCCAGCGUUUAAUUUGAAUUUGUUACCGAUAUUUAAAAAUCUGGAGAUUGCACGUUUGAAAAAU
Molecule: messenger RNA, 2074 nt
Organism: Lepus europaeus (European hare)
Lineage: Eukaryota; Metazoa; Chordata; Mammalia; Lagomorpha; Leporidae
Gene: EIF2B2
Product: eukaryotic translation initiation factor 2B subunit beta
Exons: 8
Coding region: 68-1123 (351 amino acids)
Biological process (GO): translational initiation
Cellular component (GO): eukaryotic translation initiation factor 2B complex
Molecular function (GO): translation initiation factor activity; guanyl-nucleotide exchange factor activity
Source: RefSeq, a predicted model, not a curated record